This is a messenger RNA of Loxodonta africana (African savanna elephant), 1207 nucleotides long. RefSeq names its product eukaryotic translation initiation factor 1A domain containing (gene EIF1AD). Bases 536 to 1036 code for a protein of 166 amino acids. The record is from RefSeq and is a predicted model, not a curated record. The transcript is spliced from 6 exons. NCBI's taxonomy places the organism in Eukaryota, Metazoa, Chordata, Mammalia, Proboscidea, Elephantidae. Gene Ontology annotation, molecular function: translation initiation factor activity; RNA binding. Gene Ontology annotation, cellular component: nucleus. Gene Ontology annotation, biological process: translational initiation.
GGUCUCGGAGCAGAGGCCGCGGAGGAGAAAACUUCCCUUCCCGGCUGCCCGGCCCCGGAACUCAAGGACUUAGCCCCGGCCGACCUGGCGGUGGGAAGAGUUAGAGGGACGGACAAAGUGGGGCGGGGGGGGAAGAGUAGCCGUGUGGCUUCCGAGAGCGCGCCGGAAGUACAGUUCUCGGACGGGUCUGACUGAGCCUGGCCUUGUUCGUAGCGCUGUCGGGCUGGUAGGAAUCGGGAGGGACCCCAGAGCACCGAAGAGCUGAGUCGGGGCCAGCGCCACCAUCGUGACCGCCAGAAAAUCCCUUUUCCGUGCCUUCGUUGGCUCUUCUGCGAAGUGAGUCGUGGAGGAGCCGCUCUCAGCGUCCGACCUGUAGAGCGGGGUCGCUCGGCUAGCGCCCGUGGGAGAGUCGAGGGCCGGAAGUAAGAGGCCAUUCCCAUUUACAAAACAGUCCUGGGCUCUGAGCCUGCAUUCCGAGGAACUCAGGAGAAGUUGACAGUCUCUGCGUCCCUCACGCCCGAGGACGGAACCCAGCAUGUCUCAGGCCACCAAGAGGAAGCAUGUGGUGAAGGAGUUGCUGGGGGAGCACAUGGUGCCCUCAGACCAGCAGCAGAUUGUGAGGGUACUCAGGACCCCAGGGAACAAUCUGCAUGAGGUGGAGACGGCCCAGGGGCAACACUUCCUGGUGAGCAUGCCCUCCAAGUACCGAAAGAACAUCUGGAUCAAGCGAGGGGACUUCCUCAUCGUUGACCCCAUUGAGGAGGGAGAGAAGGUGAAAGCGGAGAUCUCCUUUGUGCUCUGCAAGGACCACGUGCGCUCUCUGCAGAAGGAGGGGCUCUGGCCUGAGGCCUUCUCUGAAGUGGCUGAGAAACACAACAACAGCAGGAACAGACAGACUCAGCCAGAACUCCCAGCUGAGCCCCAGUCAUCAGGAGACGAGUCCAGCUCUGAAGACGAUUCUGACCUCUUUGUUAACACCAACCGCAGACAGUAUCAUGAAAGCGAAGAGGAGAGCGAGGAGGAGGAGGCAGCCUGAGACCCUGGGCCCACCUCUCCACUAGCUCAGAGACUAGUCCCUGGCUCCCCUGGGCUCAGACAUUCCCAGGGUGCCCUGCAGCUCUUCCCCCCUGGAUGGGGACAAGGCAGGGCCCCUCUCUGAACAGACUUUCCUGACCGACAGGAGAAUUAAACCCCUGGUGGGUGAUGA